Pecten maximus is the source of this 1940-nucleotide messenger RNA. RefSeq names its product anti-sigma-I factor RsgI6-like. The transcript is spliced from 13 exons. NCBI's taxonomy places the organism in Eukaryota, Metazoa, Mollusca, Bivalvia, Pectinida, Pectinidae. The coding region runs from base 91 to 1836 and encodes 581 amino acids. Gene Ontology annotation, biological process: carbohydrate metabolic process. Gene Ontology annotation, molecular function: hydrolase activity, hydrolyzing O-glycosyl compounds. The record is from RefSeq and is a predicted model, not a curated record.
AAUCAAAUUACAGCAAGCAGAGACAGUCCACCACAGAGGUAGUAGUAUCACAUAACUAUCUCCAUUUACAACUAUUUGCUGUACCAACGUAUGGCGUCCAUAAUAGUACAACUACUUUUGUUGGGGAUUUUAGUUCUAGGCGCGACUGGGACAAAUUUAUUACAGAAUGGAGACUUGGAGGCGGCUAGCCUAGGGUCCUACUGGAGUAAAUCGGGAUGUUCCUGGGCCACUAGUACCACGGACAAGUAUGGCGGGGCGCAGAGUGUCCACAUCACCAACAGGUCCGCAAAAUGGGCCGGCCUUGGAUACACACUUGGUCUAAGUGAUCACAUUGCUGCCGGAAAAAUCUAUGUAUUUACUGGAUACAUCAAAUUGGAGAACCUUGCUCCAGGAUCAUCUUACCAUAAUGUACAAGUGACCGUCAGACAGACAUUCAACGACAACAGCCUGAAGUACGUAGGUUUGAGUUGGCAGCCCCAUGUCAGACCAGGAUCCUGGGUAGAAAUAGGAGGGGACUUCAAACUUCCAAGUGAUAUAAAGGAGAUAAAGAUUUACAUACAGAUAGCGGAACCGGAAGUGAACUACUUCUUCGAUGAUGGAAGUCUGGUAGAGCUCCUACCUGAUCCUGACUGGCGGGCUACUGCAGAGAAAAAUAUUGACGUUAAUCGGAAGGUCAAACUAGCUAUAAUAACCCGUAAAAAGAAAAACAUUUCUCUCCAGAAUUUCACCAUAGAGGUGGAACAACGUAGAAGUGAGUUUGGACACGGGACUGCUGUCAAGGCUAGUCUAUGGACGGAUGCAGCUUAUGGUUUCUACAAGGACUUUGUUUACAACACACUGAAGUCAGAGUGGGCCGUUAUAGAGAAUGCCCUCAAGUGGAGGGGUAUGGAGUGGACCCAGGGGAAUUUAAGAUUCGACGACGCUAAUGCCACAAUAGAUGAUCUGUUGAGUAAUGGAGUGUCAGUUCGUGGUCACAACAUGUUUUGGGGUGUGGAAAAAUGGGUUCCAAGCUGGGUACAGAGUAUUACAGACAAGGAAGUAAUGAAGGCGACGAUACAAGAAAGGAUCUCAAAUACGAUCGCCAUCACCAAAGGGAGAUUAGCCCAUUGGGAUGUCAAUAACGAGGCUCUACAUGAUGACUUUUACGAGAGGAAGACCGGAAACGUAAAUAUCACCAUGGAUAUGUUCCGGGAUAUGAACGCGGAAGAAUCGAACACAAAACUCUUUCUUAACGACUUUGCUGUCGUGAACUCAGCGCCGUACACAACGGCCAUAACGAACCAGGCCAAGAGUUUCCUGGACGCCCAGGUUCCAAUCCAUGGAGUAGGCGUACAGAGCCACCUACCCUCCAGUGAUAUCGACAUCACCCAGCUCAAGUACCGCCUGGACAAGAUUGCGGAAGCUGGUCUUCCUAUAUGGGUCACGGAGAUGUCUGUCACCGACACUAACGACACCGCUAAGGCCCAGGCGAUCGAGGACGCCCUCACUCUGUACUUCAGUCACAAGAUGGUGAAGGGCGUGCUACUGUGGGGGUUCUGGUCUGAAGCCAUCUACAACAGAGACAACUCCCUGGCAACAGGCACAGAUUCUAUAACAUUGAACGAGGCAGGCCAGAAAUACGUAGAUCUUGUGAAUACCGCCUGGAGGACUAAUUGGACUGCAAAGUUGAAAUCCUACAAGAAUAAAAGGUAUUUCAAGGGCGACUACUCGAUCAAAGUCAAGAAGAACGGUGUGACACUGAAAACAACUGCAAUAAAUUUAACAUCAAAUCGGAAAUUGAUACUGAGGGUUAAAGGAACAACUGACUCUCCAAAGAUAAAGGUGAAGAUUCGAUGAGUACUCACGCAGACCAGCACGGAUUUCUACCACAUUUAACAAUAAAUGUCUGAUAUCCAUAUUUGGGUUUUGUAUUUCAAUUAAAACACGGAGACAUUACGUCA